ACUAUCGCUGUCGGGCCCGAAAGCUGCUGGACGCCACAAAAGAGGAAUCGCAGGUGGCCUCCUUUGGACCUGAAGGGAGGAGGACAGAUUCCAAAUUCCAAAAGCCCGAUGUUCUUGCGCAAAGGACCUCACGGAACGUCAAUUCUCGACAUCCCGUCCGUCCUUAUCUUGUACAACGGCGAGCCGCUCGAUGAAAAGACCAUCCUGCUGCGGUCGUCGGAGGUUCUGCCGCCUGCGGCCGUGAAGCUCCUUGACGUACUUGGCGACAAGGAGACGAAACGUGAUAUUUCAAAUAACAUGGUCAUGCAAGGCGACCUUCCCGCGGCCUUCACCUUCAUUCAUAAUCAUGCUAAGUUGACGCAAGCACUGGCAAUUGCUCUUAUCUCAGAGGGAUAUAUACGCUGUCUCAGCGGUACCCCAUUGAAACGCCGGGUCUCGAGAAUCAAAUUCUUCAGAAGUAUUGUCGCACGCGCGAAACGGAAACGAAUGGCCCUCAGCAAGAACUGCUACCGUUGACGCAAAUCGAGCUUAGGAUGGAGCACCUCACCCGUCCUAUAAACCCUGUCCGGGUCGAGAGGAUUGUCGGCAAUCUGAACCAAACAAGAGAGUUUGAUUUCACCAAGCCACUGGUUGUCGUUGCCAAAGAGAAUGAAGACGGAGAGAUUGCAGACGAGGCU
This is a messenger RNA of Fimicolochytrium jonesii, 677 nucleotides long. RefSeq lists its product as uncharacterized. Bases 109 to 516 code for a protein of 135 amino acids. The transcript is spliced from 3 exons. The record is from RefSeq and is a predicted model, not a curated record. NCBI's taxonomy places the organism in Eukaryota, Fungi, Chytridiomycota, Chytridiomycetes, Spizellomycetales, Powellomycetaceae.